Molecule: messenger RNA, 1350 nt
Organism: Salarias fasciatus (jewelled blenny)
Lineage: Eukaryota; Metazoa; Chordata; Actinopteri; Blenniiformes; Blenniidae
Gene: itm2bb
Product: integral membrane protein 2Bb
Exons: 7
Coding region: 150-929 (259 amino acids)
Biological process (GO): negative regulation of amyloid precursor protein biosynthetic process
Cellular component (GO): plasma membrane; Golgi apparatus; extracellular exosome
Molecular function (GO): amyloid-beta binding
Source: RefSeq, a predicted model, not a curated record
UUCUCGCAUCGGAUCAGUCCAGUCCGGAGAAGAAGAGACGCAUCUUCACUUCUUCGCUCCGGAGCUACUUUUCUUUUGUUUGAACCCCACUUUACCUCUGUUUUACCGUGAUUUUCCCCCUGUCGGAGUAGUUUCACGUUCGUUCCAGGAUGGUGAAAGUGUCUUUUAACUCUGCACUGGCGCAGAAAGACGCCAAAAAGGACGCAGAAAGUCUGAUUCCGGAGGACAAAGACGCCGAGGCGGCCCUGCUGGUGCGCCAGCAGUCCCGGGCCUGGUGCUGGUGCAUGUGCCUGGGUCUGGCCCUCAUGCUGUCCGGAGUGGUGGUGGGAGGAGUCUACCUGUUCCGCUACUACGUCCCAGAGGAGGGCCAGGUGUACGUGUGCGGUCUGAACUACCGGGAGGAGGACUUCAUGGUGCAGGAGGAGGAGGUGGAGGUGGAGCUGCCCAACGGCUACCACCUGCGGCAGGUGGAGGAGCGCGUCCGGGUGCUGGAGUGGGAGCAGGUGGAGCUCAUCAGCGUCCCCGUGCCCGAGUUCGAGGACGGAGACCCCGCCGACAUCGUCCACGACUUCAACCGGAGGCUGACUGCUUAUCUGGAUCUGACCCUGAAAAAGUGCUACGUGAUCCCCCUCAACACCUCCAUCGUGAUGCCGCCCAGAGACUUCCUGGAGCUGCUGAUCAACGUCAAGGCCGGCACCUACCUGCCCCAGUCCUACCUGAUCCAUGAGGAGAUGGUGGUGACGGAGCGCCUGGAGCACGUGGACCAGCUGGGCUUCUUCAUCUACAACCUGUGCCGCGGGAAAGAGACGUACAAGCUGCAGCGCCGGGACCGCAUCCUGGGCAUGCAGAAGCGCGAGGCUCCGAACUGUCAUAAGAUCCGUCACUUUGGAAGCGGAGUGGUGGUGGAGACCCUGAUCUGCGAGCCGUAGCUCCGCCCCUUCCUCGCUGCCGCCGCCGCUCGCUCUGCGUCUUCUUUCCACUUCUGCCGGCGUGAGGCCGUGUCGCCAGACACACCGUAACUAAGUCACCAUGAGUAACUUAUUGUAAUCAGAGUAACUGCAUGGAGUUUUAUGAUGAUAGAAAAACUGAACAGUUUGUAAAGUUUGUACCACUCUUUUUGUACGCUGUCUGCUGUAGCUUCAAUACACUGAGCUUUAAGUGUGUGUUUGUGUGUGUGUGAGUGUGUGAGUGUGUGAGAGUGAGAGAGAGUGUGUGUGUGUGUGUGUGUGUGUGUGUGUGUGUGUGUGUGUGUGUGUGUGUGUGUGUGUGUGUUUUACUAAUUUGUGUGUAUAUAAUCUCUUUAAAUCUAUGAACAGACCAACAACACAAUAAAAGACAAAAACAACAACA